AUGUCCGGCUUGAAGCCAUGCGGGGCUCAUAUAUUUCACGCGAGUUGCUGGACUAUACUGAGUCGACAAUUGGAAGAGAACAUUGAUCUGGAUAGACUUUUUGAUAUCUGCAAUGAUGUUGCGUCUUCAGGCAGAAAUGCAUCCUAUGAGGAUAUGUCCAUUUCAAGGCUCAUGUUGACGACCUUCAUAACUGAUUUGCCAACAGAAAUGGCGGAAAGCAGACACAUUUACCCUUUAGAACAACCUGACAUUCGAAACCUUCAAGGCAUUCGAGACAGAAGCAACUUUCAGCUCACGGAGAUACAACUAGGAGCGAGCCAAGAUAAUCUCAUCUCUGAAGACGACUGCUUUCGAUCGCUUCCUCCUGAGCUGAGAUCUAUGAUAGCGAACAAGCUGACCACCUUGGAAUUCUUCAACUUAAGAGAAGUAUCCCGAUCGAUGGGAGAAGUCUUUGAAGAUCAACUCUUCUGGAAGACAAGGUUCUUACCCUGUGGAGAGCGCGGCUUCCUCAAUUCUCUUUUAACAGAGCCCCAAUAUGAACCGAAAGAAGGGUCCCAGGCCUCCAAGCCGACAGACUGGAGACUGAUAUAUAGAUCUUCCGCGAAGCUGGGUGUGCGCGAUGCACAUAUUUGGGAGCUCCGCCGACGAUGGAAUAAUAAUCGUUGGCUGAGUGAGAGAUAUUCAAUGACCAAGGCCAGCGACGAAGAGAUAAGAUCUCAUGCCAGCUUAAUUUGUGAGAGAAAGUGGAAAACUCUCUCUUUGACGCCCAGAUGUGACAGAGUCCGCAGUCAAGUUCAAGCCCCGGGCCGGGGCGUAUGCGGGAAGUGCGCGAUGACACACAUACCAUCUGUGCAAGCGGUUCCGUUGGAUACAUCAGUUUCCAGCCUAGUGGUUUAUGUCCUGCGCGAAUCAUAUUACACUAACGUCACCGGGAUAGGUCUACUGGAGAAAGGACGUGGCGAGCCAAGCUUGAUCUUAGGGUAUCGUAUACCGGAUCAAUAUGUCUUGAUCGACAUCGAUGGGAAGGAGCUCAGGGGGUUCAACAUCUUUGCCGGGAGGCAUGCAAUAUACGCCAUACAAGCGGUCUUCAGAUUUGGCUGCAGCAAAUGGGCGGGCAAUCAAAAUGGCUCUAGGAAAUGUCAGCAGAUUCGUGCCAAAAAUCCCCUCUACGAUAAGUACCGUGAUACGCCGAGAUUCAUGCGCCUCACCACGAAAAACAGAAUCCAGGCACUUUCGGCAAAGCUUGAUUACUGCAAAUUGAUCGAGCUUGGUAUCUCUGAAGACCAAGUAGCAUAG
Molecule: messenger RNA, 1296 nt
Organism: Penicillium olsonii
Lineage: Eukaryota; Fungi; Ascomycota; Eurotiomycetes; Eurotiales; Aspergillaceae
Source: the annotation of a GenBank genome assembly